AUGGCGGGCUCGGGGCUGAGCGAGCGGGAGCGGGCGGGGUGCCGGGACCUGCUGGAGCUCCUGCGCACCGAGGAGCUGCUGGCGCUCACCGACACCGUCACCAACCGCCUGGUGCACCCGGAGAGCCGCCAAGAAGCCAUUCAUGCCAUUCUGGUGUACAGCCAAAACGUGGAAGAACUUCUGAGGCGCAGGAAAGUCUGCAGAGAGAUCAUCUUCAAGUAUUUGUCGGCGCAGGGAAUUGCAGUGCCUCCUUCCUCGGAGAAACACCUCCUCAUCGAGCGUGUGAGGCAGCUCUGGAGCGGGCAGCUCACGGCACGAGCCUCAGGGCCAGGGCACAGAAAACCUCCUGCACAGGGUCAUGGAAAUGGACAGAAGUCACCGCAAGACGACGUUGGUGGUCUAGGAGGAGAAUUCUGCCAGUGGUACUUUGAACUCCUGAACUCUCAGCACCCUUUGGGAGUAAAAUCUGAAGAGACAUGGGGACCACAGCAUUUUUGGGAGGAUGCCAAACUGAAGUUCUGUUACAACACUUUGGAAAAAAACGUGGAACAGUAUGUGGGUGCAGACAUGGUGAGCCUGCGCCUGCUGUCCUUGGUUAAAGAAGAAUGUCUCCUCUUCAACCCAAAUCUGCAUUCCAGUGGCCUGAAAUGUGCCAUGUCCCCUCAUGGAUUGGUGCUGGUGGCAGUGGCUGGCACAGUGCACAGAGACAAUACUUGUCUCGGUGUCUUUGAGCAAAUCUUUGGGCUCAUCAGCUGCCCUGUGAGGAAUAACACCUGGAAAAUAAAACUGGUGAACCUUAAAAUAGUAGGACAGAAUGCUCUGGAGCCUGGGAUGCAAAUUGAAAAACCUUCCAUAAAAUACGAGUCAAACCAACUGAGAGAGUUCUACGAUGGGAACGAACUAACUAUUUGA
Molecule: messenger RNA, 912 nt
Organism: Cinclus cinclus
Lineage: Eukaryota; Metazoa; Chordata; Aves; Passeriformes; Cinclidae
Gene: C2H3orf38
Product: chromosome 2 C3orf38 homolog
Exons: 3
Coding region: 1-912 (303 amino acids)
Source: RefSeq, a predicted model, not a curated record